Molecule: messenger RNA, 2071 nt
Organism: Amphiprion ocellaris (clown anemonefish)
Lineage: Eukaryota; Metazoa; Chordata; Actinopteri; Pomacentridae
Gene: tmem109
Product: transmembrane protein 109
Exons: 3
Coding region: 135-845 (236 amino acids)
Biological process (GO): cellular response to gamma radiation; intrinsic apoptotic signaling pathway in response to DNA damage by p53 class mediator
Source: RefSeq, a predicted model, not a curated record
AAGGCAGCGGAAGCACCGUGUUCCUUCAGCCCACUAGGGUGCAGGCGUCCCUUUUCAUUCGCUUCUAACUUUCACCACAUCCUGCUGGAAAAACUUUGCUGUGUUUCCUCCCAUGGCUGCUGGUCUGUAGCUGCAUGUCGUCUCCAGUGCUUCAGUUUGCUCUCAGUAUGCUUUCCCUCUCUAAACUCAGAGCUUUUAGUGGCCUAUGGCUGCUCUGCGUCCUCAUCCGACGUGUCUCGGGGCAGAAUGUGUUCGAGAGCCGCUCCGUGAUCCAGGAGCUCCGGGCGUCCCUGGCUGAGCUGGCCGGGAAGGGGAGGACGUACCUGGGCAGGCUGGCGGGGGAGCAGACGGUGGUGUCGGUGCAGAAGGCUUUCUCUCAGGUUCUGGGUGUUGUUGCAGAAGGUCUGGCUGAAGGUCUGAAUGUUCUACUACAGUAUACCUCAUACUUCCUGCAGGCUGCUGGAAUCCAAGUUGGCCGUCCCGUCCACAAGGUGACACCAGAGGGUCUGAUCUUUGUGGGCCAGUGGGUCCUCAUGGCUCUCAUUGGCUACUGGCUCAUCUCCCUUGGCUUGCAAUUGGUCGCCUCCACUCUGAGGCGGACCCUGUGGCUGCUGAAGGUGGGCAUGGCUUUGGCCUGCUUUGGACUCAUCCUGAGCGACCACCGGGUGGGAACAGAAACCAUGGCGGUGCGUCUGGCCGUCCUGGUGUGCGUCUGUGUCGUUUUAGGCGUCGGGACUUCAGGGGCUUCGAAUGCGGCUGAUAAAACGGCUCGUCUGGAGGAGCAGAUGAAGAUCCUGGAGAGACGGCUGAGAGAGAUGGAGAGAUGGACGAGGACAGCAGAGUGAAGACAGAAAAGCAUUCGUUGGUUGUGACACAUUGUCUGCAGAACAGGGGUGUCCAACAUGCGGCCUGUGGGCCAAAAGCGGUCCUCCAGAGGGUCCAAUCCGGCCCUCAAAGUGUAAAAAUUCCACAGAAGACAUUAACUGCAGAUUGUAAAUUAGUAAAGCUAUAAAUUUAAAAUCAUUUCUAGACCAUGACAAGUUGUUUUGAUCAGAAAGUAAAAUACUAGAUUGUUCAUUGUUCUUUUGUCAUUUUGUGUUUUACUUUAUUCGUUGUUUUGUGUGCCCUUUUUGUUGUUUUUUUUUGUUUCAGUUUUCUCGUUUGUCCAUUUCUUUGUUGCUUUGUAAUCUGUUUGUCUUAUUUUUUGUCUCUUUUUUUUUGUUUUAUUUCGUGUUUUGUCUCAUUUUUUGAUGUUUUGAUUCUCAUUUUUGCAAUAUUUUGUCUUGUUUUUGUUGGGUUUUUGUUUUUUUUUAUCUGACUUUUGUCAUUUUGAUCAUAUAGUAAAACUGGUCUGGUCCACUGGAGAUCAAACUGGGCUGAAUGGAACCUGAACUAAAAUGAGUUGGACACCCCUGGUUUAGACGAUGAUGCAUUUAUUUCUCUGUAACUUCUGGGAACUAAAGGUUUUAUAAUUGGGAUCUUAUCUAUAAUGUCUUUAAAACUGAUGCCUUACUUAUGUUUUUUUAACUCAUGUAAUAUAAUAUUUCGAUCCCAUUUGGACAGGAUUAGCAGGAAUGAGUUCAUGGCCUGCAGCUUUCAUGAUACCUAUCAUUUCUUUCAAUUUUUGUGCUUUUUGUUGGUGUUGACAUCUUUCUAUCAGGUUUUCCUCCAUUUUCACUCUAAAACUGCUCUGGAAGGGACUUCAAUUAUAGGAGGAAUCACCAAUUUAGUGCAAAACGGGCUCAUUUCAGCUGUAGUUUUUAGUGUUGAGUGAAAAUGACUCCAGACUGAAUUAAAAUCCAGAUCACAGCAGGUGCAGUUAAAAUCAGCCAGCCGCCCCUACAGACACACAUUCCAGUGGCUAUAAUCAUUCCUGGCAGCAGUGAUUUGUCAUAUAUGUUGUGAUUACAGUUUUUUACAGUUUCUUGCCAGUAUUUUAACUGUCCUUUCCCUGAAAAAUAAAACAAUUUAUACCACUGUUUAGGCAGGAAAACAAAUGAGCGUAUUUACCAGACGUGUUGAACUAUUUUCGAAGCUUUAAGUUUCAUUUGAGAUUAAAGUUUGAUUUCUA